AUCUGGAUGCACGUGUUCCAAGAAAACUGAUCCUGUCGAGCUCAAGACUAAAAAUCAGUCAUGCACGCUAUCAGACACAGACUGAUCGGUCAUGCACGCUAUCAGAGUGAUCUUCAGCUAAUAUUGUAAUCGGAUAACUACAACAAGAACAUUAUGCUGCCCCUUCGUGCUCCGGCUCUCAUCCAAAGGAGCUGUAGAGCUACUCCACGUCCCAGCUCUUCAGCCCCUUUGACACGAGGACAGGCGAGGACCGUUGCGUCCGUAUCUGCAGAUGAUAGCAAAAUAAGCAAUGUUGCAGCUGUUGCAUCAGUAACAGGAUCUGAACAUGUUGACCUCCAGCAGUCCUCCGGUUUGGCGGUCGAGGACAGAAAUAAUAGUGCUGCCACGACUUCUUCUAGUGCGAGGAACUACACUGCAGGGACGGAUCUAAAAAAGAGCCUCAACGGCCGCUUUGUGAGCGAGCGGCUGAGAAAUCUAUGUGGGGAAGAUGGUGAUUUUUACCAAAAAAUGGGCAUUACAUGUUUCAAUCCAUUGUUGAAGCUGCAAGAAAAGGGGACGCAAGUCCAAGACCAGGAUCUUCAGGAGACCACACAGAUGAGUAAAGAUCAUGCGGACCACGAUUGGCGUGAGGAAAGAGAAGCUCGGCAAGCCGCUCUUCUUCAAGACUUUGCCAGCUAUGCGAUCCAUGGAAGAUUCAAGAAGUAUCCAGACGACUUCUGCGUUAGAGAAGUUUCUUCAUCACGAGAGGCUGAAGGAGGACAAAUGCGCGGUCGAAAGGUCUAUGGGGAGACUGCUUCAGGUGGACCACCUAAUAUGGUAGUCCCUGACGAUCCUAGAGAUAUGAAAAACUGGUUUGGCUGGUUGAAGGAGAUGCAAUAUGAGGACACACCGACGGAAUAUCUGAAGAAGAAGGAAGUGGUGAGGGAGGCCGCUGACCGAGCCAAAAUCCAACGAAGAGAUGAUCAUAUUUUCCAGCAAAAGUAUGCCACUUCUGCCGAACCAACUAGUACUCAAACUCCAAAUGAAGACCUGAAAGUGAAUUGGGCUCCACGUCAUUUGUGGUUCGUUGUGGCCAAGCGCAACAGGACAACGGAAGAAGCCAAAAACAUGAUCGCAAGAUACCUUAGAGUUCCAGCAGAGCGAAUCUGCUAUGGCGGUCUCAAGGACCGUAGGGCGCUUACUGUUCAGCACAUGUCACUAAGGGUGUGUAGGGAUUAUAGUGCCAGAUACUUGGAGAAGAAAUUGCUGUGGUUUGGAAAGGGAAGAAAAAGACAAGACGAUAAGGCUGAUACUACGCACAUCGAAAAUUUGAAACCGGAAGAAGAACCCGCAGACUAUACCACUGUUCGCUCACCACCCAGACGUAAGAAAGAUUCCCAGUCGUCCUUAGACUCUUUCAUUGCGAUCUCAAACGUCGAAGGUCGGAUGAAGCAUUGUGCUUUGGGCGCACAGCAUGGCAACCACUUUACCAUUGGGCUCCGAAACGCUAGAUUGGUUAACUUGGAGGAAACCGAUUCCAUUUCCAAUGAGCACCAGAAUGAAAUAGAAGACCAUACAAGAACAAGUACACCAACAUCAAGCACCAGUAGCUCCUCCUUUGGUUCUACUUCGCAAGAAGACCAAGGACUAGGACAAGAAGGAAGUCCAAGUCUUAAGGGUAGGGUAAAGGUGCUUUUGUUCCCGCUUUUUAUGCCUGUCCUAAGAGAGAAAGGCAGAAAAAGCGGGGUCCACGAGCACCAAAAACCUACCUCUAAAAGUCGUCGCAACCCUCAACAUCUUCCAGUCUUUCAAGUUGCUCGUGCACGUGCUUUUCAGGUGGCUAAGCAUGGGUUUAUCAACUACUUUGGUCCUCAACGUUUUGGCACGGGAUCGAUUUUGAGUAGUGAUAUCGGAAAGGCGUGCAUAUUGGGGGAUUACGCGAAAGCAUGCUCCUUGUUAUGAUGAAACGAAAUGAAUUUCAACAGCAAGAAGGAGUUCUCAAACAAGAACAACAGGAACAACAGGUACGAAUUUGAAUAGAAAUUAUAGAAUAGUUGUACUUGCUUGAAGCAUUGUGGGCACCUUCUAAUCUCCAUCAUGCAUGCAAUGGUAAAACCCGAUAACGCACGAGCGCAAGAAGCAGCCCACGCAUUCGAUCGAGGCGAUUAUGACACAGCUUUGGCUAACACACAGCCGAGCAGAUUAGCAGAACGUAACCUGCUUCGAGUGUUGCUCGAACAAGAACGGGACUCGUCUGCUUCCGGAACUUCUACACCUGAUACCCGUUUCGAACGUGCAUUACGGGAAGGUGUGCCCAAGAGUAUGAGACUUUUCUACGCACGCGCCUAUGUCUCAGAGCUUUGGAACCAUGCUGCCAGUGCUCGUUGCCGCGACCACGUAAGUGGGGCAACACCAUUUGGAGACAACCUCGCGGACCUGGUCUUGGUGGACAAGGAUUUGGGGAUAAAGAAUCGCAUCAACAAAAUCCGAACACGAAGAGGAGCAGAGGGAGAAUCCGUAGAAGAGCAACAUGGAGGGCGUGGUUUUGUUGGAGGUGGACAUCAAGAAGAUGACGUUCGAGGUUGUGAUGAGAUAGAAAUCACGUUGCCACGAGUCAGACAGUUCAUGACAUUCGAAGGAGGAAGCGAUAUGGGCGACACGUUGGCCGACAUCGUAGUGCCACUUCUUGGACGGCCGCCUCAGCCACGCGGCGACUCGAAUGAAGGUCAUAUGAUCCCAGAACAGCCUGGCAAUCAUGUCCUCAAAAACACCUCCGAUUAUUGGCAUGAAGUCUACAAAACGUUACUUGGCGGAAAAGACCCCGGUGAGCUCACUGCCAAUGCCCUCCAUCGCGAGUUCGAAGUCGAAGGUGGCUAUAGACGUCUUUUCGCCUAUCCGACCGACGUCAGGGUCACGCGCGGAUCAGAAGAGGUCAUUAGAGUUCCACAAGAAUUUAAAGAAGGAGACGCAGACCAAGAUGCCCAACCAGUACAGCCGCGGCGUUCUGAUCGGUUGCUUUUCACGGUACCAGAGUUUCAUGGACCGGGUGAGGCAUUGGAGCUUCAAAACAACGACGGAGAAGACUCUUCGACGAAUAUCAAGACCAGGCCAGGUCGCAGCUUAGUGUUUAGUUUCACAUUGAAGCCUGGAGAGUAUGCAAGCGUGUGUCUAAGAGAAAUGCUGCAGGAGAAAGACUUGGAAUUUGUCCGAUAGUUUCCUCAUUUAUAAUAUGGCUUUGGGAUCUUCCACUCUUGACUUCUACGCAUACGACGCGAACGCAUUAGACAGUCUCUAUAGUAGCAUUGGACCAUCAGGCACUACCUGAAAGAAGGAGAAAGAUAGAGAACUAAGAGAGGUAUUGACUGAC
This is a messenger RNA of Amoebophrya sp. A25, 3346 nucleotides long. The record is from the annotation of a GenBank genome assembly. NCBI's taxonomy places the organism in Eukaryota, Dinophyceae, Syndiniales, Amoebophryaceae.